UUUUUCCAUUGAUUUGUGACGAAACAAUUUAGAAAUUGCACCUAUGCAAUUUUGUGCUGGAGGAAAAAUGGAAGCCACAAUAACCAACGGAAGCUGAUGACCAUAGAUGGUUAUCUGACAAAACAAGGCAACCAAAAAUCUUGGAAGCCUCGAGAAUCCAAUACACAUAAUAUAUAUGUGAUUUUGAUUCAGACGACUGACGCAAUUGUGGCACACUUCGUUUAAUUUCUAUGGCGAUUCUUCAGGCAUGGUUCAUGGAUAAUAGCCAUGAGGAUCCACAGCUUCCUCAUCAUCGCAAUCCCUAUGAGUUCGUCUCCCCGGAUCACUUAGCAGAAUUGGGCGUUUUGCACUGGAAGCUAAAUCCAGAAAAGUACGAGGAGGAUGAAGAAUUAGAACAUAUUAGGGCUACCAGAGGCUACAAUUACAUGGAUUUGCUGGAUUUGUGCCCUGAGAAAGUGGAGAAUUACGAGCAAAAGCUGAAGAACUUCUAUACAGAACACAUUCAUGCAGAUGAAGAAAUACGUUACUGCUUGGAAGGGAGAAUAUACCAUCGCUUCACCCUCGACACCUCCAAUUAUAUCAAGUUGAUGAGGUUAUUUGUUGGAGAGCCAGUAUGGACUGCAUUCAAUAGGCCACAAGAAGAGCAUCCAGCUAGGAGAAAGUACAUUGUUAACUUUGGUGAAAAGAUCGGGAUGCCACUUGAAGCUCAUUGAUCACUAUGGUUAGUACUUCAUGUAUCUAAAUAAAUCAGGAGUUGUUGAUAUAGCUAAAGGCCAUAUACAUGUAUUUGGAGGUCGAAUUCUAAUAUGCUAUGUUGUAUUUGAAACUUGAUUGUGGGAUAAUAUUAUCCUAUUUUGUAACCUAAAUCCCCUCAAGUACUCGUGUAAAUCCGAAUUACUAAA
Molecule: messenger RNA, 902 nt
Organism: Lactuca virosa
Lineage: Eukaryota; Viridiplantae; Streptophyta; Magnoliopsida; Asterales; Asteraceae
Source: the annotation of a GenBank genome assembly